AUGGAAAACCGGAAUCUGGAGCUUAUCCGCGAGAUAGGGUGGCACCGCGGUAAAAAUCGCCUGUAUCGGGCCUGCUAUGGCCUAUUCCAGGAGCUGCAGGAGGUGCUUCGCACCGGUAUCGACGAACUCUUGGACCUGUACUACUGGCAGCCGGCUUCUCUCAACGGCAUCCAGGGGCUCCUCGACCUCUACUGCUCGCAGGCAUGCCUGCCCUUCAAGGAUACCGUAGAGCUUCUAUGUCUGUUCUAUCUGGAGCCGGCGUCGGAUCUGAGUAAAUGCGAGGGUCUUUUGGGUCCGUGCGCUUCGCGGCCAUUUGCCUUGAUGGGCGAGCUGCUGGACUACCUACGGCUCUUCACCUCCCAGCCGGUACCGACGUCGGCUGAUGUCAUGCAGUUAGUGGGGCGUCUCGCACAUCCGGUGCCUUCGCUGGACACGGUGGAGCGGUUCCUGUCCCGCCAUUGUUUGCAGCAGUUUCCGUCUCUGCGGGCGGUAGUCCAGCUGCUGGACUUGUUCUAUCUACAACCUGGCCUUUCCUUGGCCCAAGCGGAAGAGCAUCUCAGUCGAUACAGCACACAGCCUUCUCCGCCCUUGGGGCUGCUGGUUGAGUAUCUAUCUGAACUGAAGUCCCAGCAGCCGUGCGUUUCGACGGCGGACAUUGCGGUUCGAAUGCUGCAGCACAUGCGGGCGUUGGGUAAUCGGGAGACGGAGGCAGAGGAUGCUUGGAACAAUCUCCUCCGUGCGAGCUAG
Messenger RNA from Aspergillus luchuensis, 747 nucleotides. RefSeq lists its product as uncharacterized. The record is from RefSeq and is a predicted model, not a curated record. NCBI's taxonomy places the organism in Eukaryota, Fungi, Ascomycota, Eurotiomycetes, Eurotiales, Aspergillaceae. Bases 1 to 747 code for a protein of 248 amino acids. The transcript has a single exon.